Molecule: messenger RNA, 653 nt
Organism: Eutrema salsugineum
Lineage: Eukaryota; Viridiplantae; Streptophyta; Magnoliopsida; Brassicales; Brassicaceae
Product: metallothionein-like protein type 2, MT2-4/MT2-25
Exons: 2
Coding region: 153-395 (80 amino acids)
Molecular function (GO): metal ion binding
Source: RefSeq, a predicted model, not a curated record
GACAGGUGGACGGUUCAAACUUCUCACUCAGCCUAUAAAUAAGGAGGCUCCUCCGUAAUUCAGUUUCAUUCACUAAAUUGUUUAGAACUCGUGCAAGGCAAAUAUCAUCUUUUCUUCAUCCUUUUGAGAUUUCUUCGAAUUUUCUAGAGAAAAUGUCUUGCUGUGGAGGAAACUGUGGUUGCGGAUCUGCCUGCAAGUGCGUUGGAUGCGGAGGUUGCAAAAUGUACCCGGACUUGGGUUUCUCCGGCGAGACCACCACCACCGAGACUCUUGUCCUCGGCGUUGCUCCGGCGAUGAACUCUCAGUACGAGGCUUCCGGUGAGACUUUCGUCGCCGAGAACGAUGCCUGCAAAUGCGGAUCCGACUGCAAAUGCAACCCUUGCAACUGCAAAUGAAGAAACCCCUUUAAGCCCUAAGUGUCUGCAAUAACCCUAAUGUUAUGUCUAAUAACGGCUGAUUUCGCCUGUUGUUUUGCCGGCGACGUUAGUCUUGUUCUUCUUCUUCUUCUUCUUCUUCGUCUGUGUGUUUUUAAUGCUUUGGUCAUAAGAUAUCUCUUUAAGUUUUGUCUAUGUGACUAUAUAAUCCAAAAGUAUUAUGGGGUUUGUAUUUGAGUCUCUGCUUGAAGUUUCAAUGAAAACUUUAAAGUUUGCUCC